This is a messenger RNA of Mercurialis annua (annual mercury), 537 nucleotides long. RefSeq lists its product as uncharacterized. The record is from RefSeq and is a predicted model, not a curated record. Gene Ontology annotation, molecular function: protein binding. The coding region runs from base 1 to 537 and encodes 178 amino acids. The transcript is spliced from 3 exons. Lineage: Eukaryota; Viridiplantae; Streptophyta; Magnoliopsida; Malpighiales; Euphorbiaceae.
AUGAAGAUAGAUCUGUAUGAACAAAACAUGUUAGGAAGGAAACAGAGCAUGGAAGAUGAAUCAGAUGAAUAUGAUGAUGCAGAUGAGAAAGUGAGGCGGUUUAGUGGAAUUAGAAGCGAAUGGGGAUUCGAUAAACUCGUUUCUCUCCCUGAUUUCAAAGAUGAAUCCAAUGGAUACUUAAUGAAUGAUUGUUGCAUUUUUUGUGCUGAAAUUUUGGUCCUAGAAAGUGUUAAUAAAGGUGAGUGCUUGUCCAUGGUGAAGACGCCUGCAAACAAUAAGUAUACAUGGACAAUUCACAGAUUUUCAGAAUUGAAGUCAUUAUCUACUAAUUCCGAAGAGAUUGCCGUCGGUGGCAGUAAUUGGAGCAUAAUAGUUUAUCUGAAAGGGGAAUCAAGUGCGAAAUGCAAAAACUUAGCCAUAGUUUUAAAACCAGAGGAUCGUGCAGCUUUUACCCAUGGAAAAAAGUUGUAUGCCGAAUAUCAACUUUUGGGAAAGUAUCAGGAAUUGGAAGGAAACUUAAUAAGAGACUCUGAGUAG